This is a messenger RNA of Thermochaetoides thermophila DSM 1495, 888 nucleotides long. Its product is annotated as putative NGG1 interacting factor. The record is from RefSeq and is a predicted model, not a curated record. The transcript has 4 exons. NCBI's taxonomy places the organism in Eukaryota, Fungi, Ascomycota, Sordariomycetes, Sordariales, Chaetomiaceae. Gene Ontology annotation, cellular component: cytoplasm; mitochondrion. Bases 1 to 888 code for a protein of 295 amino acids.
AUGGCAUCAGUUUCAAGCCCAGCUUUUACCCAGCGCGUGGUGCAGGCUAUGCGCUCGCUCUACCCCGAGGAACUAGCCGAUCGUGCCUGGGACAAUGUUGGACUGCUGCAGGACAAUGUCGCCCCAGCCAGUGGGGACGUCCCUCGUCGCGUGCUGCUCACGAACGACCUUACUGAGAGAGUCGCUGAGGAGGCUGUGAAGAAAGGGGUUUCGGUGAUUGUGAGCUAUCACCCCUUCAUCUUCCGCGGCCUCAAAUCUAUCACGACCAAUGAACCGCACCAACGCAUCAUCCUUCGCCUGGCACAAGCCAACAUUGCAGUCUAUUCCCCCCAUACCGCCGUCGACGCCGCCCCCUCCGGCCUAAACGACUGGCUCGCCGACAUCCUCCCAUCCCACAACAUUCCCCUCUCCUCCCGGUCCAUCGCCCAGCCCCUGCGCACCCCUGCGCCCCCCGGCUUCGAGCAAUCGGGCUAUGGCCGCCUUCUUACCCUCUCCCAACCAACCUCCCUCUCCUCCAUCGUCAAGGCCUACGCCUCCGGCCUAGGCUCCUUCCGCCACGUGAUUGUCUCCCCUCCCCAUAAUGCUUCCGAUCCGAAGGAGGCCCUGAUCAGAAGUGUGGCCGUGUGUGCUGGGUCCGGGGCGGAUGUGUUCAAAGAUGUGGAUGCCGAUUGCUAUGUGACGGGGGAAAUGAGCCAUCAUGUGGCGUUGAGGUUGGGGAUGCUGGGGAAGGCGGUAGUGAUGGUGUUGCAUAGUAAUUCGGAGAGGGGGUAUCUCAAGGGGGUGAUGAAGCCGAGGUUGGAGGAAUUGCUUAAGGAGGAGGGGGCGGAGGUGAUUGUGAGUGAGGAGGAUAGGGAUCCGUUUGAGAUUUGGGAUGUUAGUGAGUUGUAG